UGUGUGUGCCCUUUUGGUUUGCUGUGCUUUUCCGGGAAAGGAGCUUUUUUCUCUCUAUAUAUAUGAAGUUAAAAGAGCCAGAGCAAGAAAACAUGAGCCGCGAACGAGAUCAGACAAAUGCUCCAUAAGUGCGAAGCUGACGCCAGAGAAAAAUGCACAGAUGACGGGAUCCCGCUAUAGUCAAAUCAUGACAAGAGAAAUCGUGAUUGUGCGCCAUCCCGUUUCCGUGUGCGUACCUGUGAACCAUAAGGUGACCCUGCGAGUCCGCGCUGAGGGCACAGGCAUCCUCAAUUACCAGUGGUUCUCUGAGGACGAAAACGCAGUACCUGGUGGCACUGAAUCAAACCUGACAAUUACAGCUACAAAAACCCAGCUUUUUGUGUGCAGAGUGAGUGACCACUUCCUCAACUAUGUGUUCAGUGAAUGGGUAAAGGUGAAGGUGCUGGACAUUAGUAAAUCAGGAUUACCUGUUGACUGGCAGGGAAAUCCGCACAUUGCUAUUAACCCUAAACCUCAAACCAUUCAGCGAGGCUCAAAACUCACUCUCCUCUGUGCUGCCUUUGGCAUCCCCGCCCCUCACUACCAAUGGUACCAAAAUGGACAGCCUUUGCUGGACAAGACAAGUGACACGCUACAGAUUUCCCAUGCAACCUCUGAACACGCAGGAUCAUACCUGUGCUCUGUAUCUAAUGUGCUGGAGGAAAGAUGGACCGAUGCAGUUGAUGUUAACAUUGUGCAACCUGACCAGCUUCCUCCCGCAGUGCUCACAGCUACUGAUAAAGUUGCCCUUCUUAUUGGCAAUCUAAACUAUUCCAACCACCCGGUCUUGAUGGCGCCCCUGAUGGACGUGCGGGAGUUGGCCAACCUGUUGCAGCAGCUUGACUUCAGGGUGGUUUCCUUGCUGGACCUCACCAUGGGGGAGAUGCGGUCUGCUAUAGACAAGUUCCUGCAGCUCCUUGACAGAGGAGUUUAUGGCCUUUUUUACUAUGCUGGUCAUGGGUAUGAACAUGCUGGGAGGAACUACCUAGUAGCUGUUGAUGCUCCACAGCCGUAUCGGCCUGAAAACUGCAUCUGUGUGCAGAGAGUCAUGCACAAAAUGCAGGAAAGGCAGACUGCGCUGAGUGUAAUGCUUCUGGAUACCUGCAGAAAAUGGUACAACCAGAAUUGCAUACCUUCAGCUAUUAUGCCUCUUGGGCCAAGUGGGAACACAGUGUAUGGUUAUGCCACAUGUGAGGAUGCUGAGGCAUUUGAGGUUCAAGAUGGUGGAAAGAGUACUGGAAUCUUCACCAAGUACUUGAACAAACACAUUUUACAGUCAGAAAAAGUCACGCAUGUCUUGGAAAAGGUGUCUGAGGAUCUGGGUAAAGACCCCCUGGUCACGGGAAAACAGGCAGUGGAGAUCAAACACACUCUGAAGGAACCUCGAUCUCUUGCAGAUCAGGUUCGAACCACCGGUCACACCAGAGAGCUACACCUACGAGAUGUGUGUUGGAGGCAAGCGAAUGAACUCCCACGGAAGAAGCAGCUGAUGUUUCUUUGUGGUGUAGAAGUGGAACUGUGUUUCUCCGCUCUAUUCUCAAACGUCCUGGUUGCUUUUGCUACUGUGAAAACCACAGACAGUCGUGUUCAGGACUGCACCAUCACACUAAGCAGCAUACCUCCAAUUGAAGAUAUAUUUUCCAAACCUGGUGGAUCAGAGGAGAUGGACUCACUACUUUUUAAUAAAUCUUAUAACCCAGACUGUUCUCUACGACUUUGCUCUCUUCAGAAGCUAAAGGAGUCAUUGGUCAUUAAGGUGGAUCUUCACUAUACUAACCAGGACAGUAAGCUGCGGCACACAGAAACUCAGCGGGUCAAUAUAGGAAAGCCUCUGGUUGCAUCUUGUGAGCUGUACAGGGGCAAUCAUGUGGCGUCUGACAAAAGACAAAAAGCAACGUCAGCUCGAACUGUGGAGAACAUUUCAAACAGCAAAGCACCAACAAACCAGAGUCUGGCUUGUCAUCCGUUCACUAGAAAGGCAGUGUGUGCUCCAAACCCUGCCACGCCUCGGAGCAACGAACCAGAGGAAAACGAUGAAAAUGAGCUACAAAACUUCUACUAUCCGCCUUAGAUCUGUCUUGUUUUGUUAAUACUAUUCCUAAAUAUGAUGUUUAUUAUCAUUAAUCAUGUAUUUUAUCUUAUUGUUUCUCAACAAAGUACUUUAAACACAUUAGUACUGUAUACAGAUCUUAUUUUAAACUUUAUUAUUCACACUUUUUCUAACUAGUUGUUUACCGGUAAUUUAUAAAAUGAGAAUGUUUCUGUCAAUAAUCUAUGCAAAAAAUUGUAAUUGCUAGUACUGUUACAUUGAUUGUUAGUUUUUUUUUUAAAGAUAUUUCACAUUUUUUGUGGCAAAGCUUUGACUUUUGGAAUGUAAUUUGUGUUCAGAUGGUGCCUCCUGAAUGAUUGUUUAUAAAAGUGGCAAAUGCAGGUUUGCCUAAAUCAUGAAGCUAACAAAUGGGAUCACUUAAUUUGUCGCAUAAUGGGUGUAGUUUUGUUGUUGCUGGUGAACUGUCGCAGAUGCAAUACAGAAAGUCCACAAGAAA
This is a messenger RNA of Oryzias latipes (Japanese medaka), 2585 nucleotides long. The record is from RefSeq and is a predicted model, not a curated record. NCBI's taxonomy places the organism in Eukaryota, Metazoa, Chordata, Actinopteri, Beloniformes, Adrianichthyidae.